Musca domestica (house fly) is the source of this 4093-nucleotide messenger RNA. It is a transcript of the gene CngA, whose product is annotated as cyclic nucleotide-gated cation channel subunit A. Gene Ontology annotation, cellular component: intracellular cyclic nucleotide activated cation channel complex; plasma membrane. The record is from RefSeq and is a predicted model, not a curated record. NCBI's taxonomy places the organism in Eukaryota, Metazoa, Arthropoda, Insecta, Diptera, Muscidae. The transcript is spliced from 8 exons. Gene Ontology annotation, molecular function: intracellularly cAMP-activated cation channel activity; intracellularly cGMP-activated cation channel activity; protein-containing complex binding. The coding region runs from base 627 to 3707 and encodes 1026 amino acids. Gene Ontology annotation, biological process: monoatomic cation transmembrane transport.
AAUUUGCCAAUAAAAUUUGGGAAUAAAUUUUAUCAAAUUUCUUCUUCAUCGACAUAAAUUACGAGGAGCAGAAGAAUAUCAGCCACUACCCCAAACACCAAUACCAACACAAAUCCUCAUCAUAUGAACAGAGAUAUCCUUAGCACUCACUUAACAUCUCUUGUCCCCCCCUGUGCAAAAGUAACUAAAGAGGAGAGGUAAAAUAACACAACACGUGUAUACGAAGACGACGACCGACCACAUUGUCAUUGAUGUUCGGCUUCAUCGAUGUGUCAAUCAAGUCUAAGACCAGAAGAUAAAUCACUUUCAUUUAGUGUUCGAAGCUAAAAAUUUAUACAAUUUGGGGUAGCACCAAACAAAUACGGACACACACACAGAACCCCCAACAAAAAAAUUUGGCCUAAAACGCACGAAAGAGAGAAAACCCCGAAACAGCUGCCAAUCCUUAUUGCAUUAUUUCCUGUUCCAGCCACACGCACACACAUAAACACAUCGCUAACUUUUCUAUUGAAUCUUGAGCCCCUCUUCGAGUAUAGCAACAACAACAGCAACAUUGAAAGCCUUGCCUUGAUUAUUUCUUGUAUUCCGCUGACAUUUGUGAUUUUGCGUACAUGUCAUGAUUCGUCAUGUGGACGUAUAUGAUGGCAGCUGCCCGCGGCGAUCGGGCCAACUCUAUGAUGGCGUCCAGGCGUCGCAAUGAAACUGAAUCACCUAAAUAUGGUUAUAACCUCUCCCGUCCCAUGUACCGUUCCAUACGUCACAAUAAUGGACCAUCAACGCAAUGCCAUACCACCUCAUUGGGUGGCUCAUAUCCUUACACCACGUCAACGAGUCAUUAUGGUUCGACAGUGUCUUCGUCGUCGGCAUCAACGACGGCAGCCCUGCACCACCAUCCCCACCAACAGCAGCAAAAACUACUGCAUCAACAUGAAACGGGUCAACAUCACAUUAUUGGCAUUGAGGACGAUGUUUAUACUAAUCCGGUUAGUAAUGUCUCAACAUCGCCCUAUGCCGACGACAUGGAAGAGAGCACCAGCCUCUUCUCACCGCUUGCACCGAGCAGUACAACAACGAUGCCAAUCGACACGGCAGUCCUUAUAGCCCGAAAACAUCGCCUGAUGUCUUCCUCCUCGAAUUCCUCGCAAAAUCAACUGCAUUCCUUGGCGACGGUGGCGGGAACGACGACGACAUCUUCGUCGAUGAGGCCCCUUGGCGAAAUGAUGAUGGAUGACUUGAUGGACGUGGAAUCGAGGCAACACAGCUCCUAUAUUGGCAGCCAGGCUGCCGUGGUGCGAUUACCCAACUCAUCGGCAUCACGUAAACUAUCGGCCCCAUACUACAAUGAGAGUGAUGAGGACGAUGACGACGAUGGUGACUAUGCCCAAAUUGUAAGAUGUUCAUCGGGUGAUUCGGCAACGGCCAUGACAGCCACUACCAUAGGUAGUCGUCAGCCACAAACCAGGCUAAUUGAUCCCCAGCACCAAUCCCAUCACCAUCAUCAUCAGCGGAGUAUACGAAAGCAGUCGCGGGGUGGGAGGAUGAGGAGAAGUAGUAGUGGUCAUUUUGAUGAUGGUGUUAAUGACACACGGAAUGCCACUGCCGAUGAUUUGGGCGAUGCUGACAGCGAGGACGAAGAUGUAUACGACGAUGCCGAUGAAGACAACGAUGAUGUCAGUAUUGGCAAUGAGAUUAACAAGGAUCGAAAAAGAGCCAAUUACUUGGAAAAUGGCAAACGCCUGUCACAGGACCAAACAAAACAUUCCAAACCCUCAACACUGCGUCGCACCCUAAAUGCCCUGCGUCAACGUCUAACGAAACGGAAUCGCGCCAAACCGCCCGAUUGGUUUGUGGAACGUUUCUCCAACAACACCAAUGCCGAUAAAAUCGGCAAGAACCCAGCCUCAACACAGGUCAGUACGACCAAUGAAAGUACCUCAGCCGAGGCGGAUUCGGGUCCGGCAUGUGAGAUACGUGGCUCAAGUAGACUGUGUAAUCGUCUAUCUGUCAAUCCAUCAUUGCAGUCACAUUAUAGGUGGCUGGCAGUGGUGUCCCUAGCUGUGUUAUAUAAUAUCAUCUUUGUGGUGGGCCGUGCCGUUUUUUGGGAAAUUAAUCAGCGCGCCACACCAGUUUGGUAUUUCCUUGACUAUUUAUGUGAUUUCAUAUAUCUGAUGGACACGUUGGUGCAUAUGCAUGAAGGUUAUCUGGACCAAGGUCUGCUGGUGCGCGAUGCCUACAAGCUGAGACGCCACUAUUUCUCCAACAAAGGUUGGUACAUCGAUGUCCUGUCCAUGCUGCCCACCGACAUCUCCUACAUCUGGUGGUCCCCAAGCAAAUGUGGUCCCACCCUGCUGCCCUGUUCUGUGAUCGUCCGCCUCAAUCGCCUGCUACGGCUGCCCCGCAUGUGGGAGUGGUUCGAUCGCACCGAAACUGCCACCAGCUAUCCGAAUGCCUUUCGCAUCUGCAAAGUCGUCCUGGCCAUUUUGGUCCUCAUCCAUUGGAAUGCGUGCAUGUAUUUUGUCAUUAGCUAUGCGCUGGGCUUUGGCACUGACAAUUGGGUGUACAAUUUGCAUGGCGAACGAAAUAGUACGCUACAGCGCCAGUACAUUUACAGCUUCUACUGGUCAACACUGACACUAACAACGAUUGGCGAGACUCCAACGCCGGAAAACGAUGCUGAAUAUUUGUUUGUGGUCGCCGACUUUUUGGCUGGUGUUUUGAUAUUUGCCACCAUUGUGGGUAACAUCGGUUCCAUGAUCUCCAACAUGAAUGUGGCCCGUGUAGAGUUUCAAAAUCGCAUGGAUGGCGUUAAACAAUACAUGGCCUUUCGUAAGGUGGGCCAUGAACUGGAGGCCCGCGUCAUUCGAUGGUUUGCCUACACCUGGUCGCAGAGUGGCGCCCUGGAUGAGGAACGGGUUCUGGCUGCACUGCCCGACAAACUAAAGGCGGAAAUCGCCAUUCAAGUGCACAUGGAUACGCUGAGACAAGUGCGUAUCUUCCAUGACACCGAGCCGGGCUUGCUGGAGGCAUUGGUGUUGAAACUCAAGCUGCAAGUCUUUAGUCCUGGUGAUUACAUCUGUCGCAAGGGGGAUGUCGGCAAAGAAAUGUACAUAGUCAAGCGUGGCAAAUUGUCGGUGGUGGCCGAUGAUGGGGUAACGGUGUUUGCCACCCUCGGUGCUGGUUCGGUAUUCGGUGAGGUGUCUGUCCUGGAGAUUGCUGGCAAUCGUACGGGUAAUAGACGCACAGCCAAUGUUCGUUCCUUGGGCUAUUCGGAUUUAUUCUGUUUGGCCAAACGUGAUUUGUGGGAGACGCUGGCCGAUUAUCCGGAAGCAAGGGCCACCCUAACGGAGAGAGGAUGCCAGUUGUUGCGCAAAGAUGGUUUGCUGGAUGAACAAGUGUUUGCGGAUUCCCAGCGUGUCCAUGACACCAUCGAGAGUGGCAUUGAAAAACUGGAACUUUCUGUGGAAAAUCUCAAUAUGCGUCUGGCACGUCUGCUGGCCGAGUAUACGGCCAGCCAGGCCAAGAUGAAACAGCGUUUGGCCAAACUGGAACUGAAUUACCAAUUAACACAAAACAGUGCACUCACGGAACAGCAUGCCCGACCACCACGCAGUGGCCGUUUGUAUUCACUGCAACCCAAAAAACGUCCAAGGCCAAGACCAAUAACCGCUUCCAAGUCCAUCGAAAAUAAUAAACAGAACACAUUGUAAAAUUGAUUUUGGCCGGAAAAUGCUGGCAGCGAUUUUCCACAGUUGGUGACGAUGGUUUCAAAGAAAUCUAAAGUUUUAUAUUUUCCCCUUUGUCGCAGAAUGUCAAACAUUGUGUGGUCGUGCGGAGGAAUACCUAAACAUUUUCGUUUUUUUUCAGUUGAAAUGGAGCAAAAAAAUGUGAAUGCCAAGGAAACAAUUAAAUGUUGGUUCAAUUUUUUUAAGAGGAAUUGAAAAUCAGAUUUAAAUCCUAUUAAGAAUUGUUUUGAAUUUUAUUUAAAAACAUUGCAAAUGUAUUUUCUUCUCCUCAUCAUACCUAGAAAUUUGCCAAUAAAAUACCAUUAUUUUUAUUUUUCUUUUCUCCCAAAUAAAUGUGAAUGUUAACAUUA